UAUACCCUACUAACGUACACAUAACCGGAUUCCAAGCAAUUAUCAAAUCCAGUUCAAUCAUAUUUCAUAAUUCCACUCUCCCGCCCCUUCAUCCGCCUCUUCAAAACAUUUCAAACCCCUUUAAAAACCCUACCUCAAACCCCCUUACUUCCCCCCCAAAUACUCACACAGCUUAUCUACACACAAACACGCACUAUUACACACACAUACAUACAUACAUACAGAAAGCUGCAUUCCCGUUCAGCUUCUAACAAUGGCGAUUAAGAGGAAAUCCAGAUCGGUGAAGACGGAUCCGGCGGCGAUGGAAGAGGAUUCCCGGUCAAAUAAGCGCAUAUCGUCCGCUGCGGUGGAAUCUGACGGUGAUUUUGAGGGGGAGGACCAAGUUGAGAGUGCGGCGGCUCCUGUGGUGGAUCAGACCGUUGAGAAGGUGAAAAGUCCGGUUCAGGAAGUUAAACCGGAUGAUGAAGAGGAAGAGGAGGAUGAUGAGGGAGAUGCUGAGUUUUUGGGUGAACCGGUGCCGGCAGACGAAGCAAGGAAGAGGUGGCCCCAUCGCUACCAGAAAAUUAAUAUGGAAGUUGUGCAAGCUAGAUGCCACUUUCUCAAAGCGGAGGUUGAUGGGCAGAUUUAUUUUCUCGAAGAUGAUGCCUAUGUUAUGGGUGAACCGGGAAAACCCAAUUACAUUGGCAAGAUUAUCGAGAUUUUUGAAGCAUUAGAUGGCUCGAAAAAUUUCACAGCUCAGUGGUUUUACAGGGGUGGUGACACUGUUCUCCAAGCUUGUGGUAACCUUAUAGAUACCAAGUGCGUAUUCUUUUCAGAUAUUAAGGAUGACAACCCACUUAGUUGUCUUGUAAAGAAACUUAAAAUUGAAAUCUUACCAUUAAAGGCUGACAUUGAUGUGAAGGAAGCCCUCAAAUCAACAUGUGAAUAUUAUUGUGAUAAGAAGUAUUUGCUUCCUUUUUCUUCUUUUGUAAGCUUGCCUUCAGAUACAUCCACAAGUAGUGAUGAAUCCGGCUCUACUAUCUCUAGUGAUACUGAUGGAGAAGUGCCUGAACUCAACAAUGAGAGGACCCUACUUGACUUGUACUCUGGAUGCGGUGCAAUGUCCACUGGGCUCUGCCUUGGUGCUAACAGUUGUGGUGUGAAGCUUGUUACUAAAUGGGCCGUGGAUAUUAAUGAAUAUGCUUGUGAAAGUUUGAGAUUAAAUCAUCCAGAAACACAGGUGCGAAAUGAAUCCGCGGAUGAUUUUCUCCAUCUACUUAAGGAAUGGGAGAAGCUUUCAUCUCGUGAAUAUGGAGUGUUGAAUGACACUGAAGAUGAUGAUGAUGAUGAUGAUGAUGAUGAUGAUGAAGAUGAAGAGGACGAAGCAGGUGCAGAAGACUCUGAAGUUUUUGAGGUUGAUGAGAUACUGGCAGUUUGUUAUGGUGACCCGAAUAAAACUGGAAAUCCCAAACUUCACUUCAAGAUACGUUGGUUAGGCUAUGGUCCAGAUUACGACACUUGGGAACCAUUGGAAGGCCUAAGUGGCUGUCCUGAAAAGCUGAAAGAAUAUGUUGCAAAAGGCAACCAAUCCAAGAUGUUGCCAUUACCCGGUACUGUUGAUGUCUUAUGUGGGGGCCCUCCCUGCCAAGGGAUUAGUGGCUUUAAUAGGUUUAGGAAUACAAAGAAUCCUCUCGCAGACCAAAAAAAUGAACAAUUAUCUAUUUUCAUGGAUAUUGUGGCCUUCUUGAGGCCAAAAUUUGUGCUGAUGGAAAAUGUCGUGGACAUUGUGAGGUUUGCGGGGGGGUUUCUUGGUAGAUACGCACUAGGCAGACUUCUCUCGAUGGACUAUCAAGCAAGGAUGGGUAUGAUGGCAGCUGGUGCUUAUGGACUGCCUCAGUUUCGAAUGCGAAUGUUCAUGUGGGGUGCGCUUCCCACAGAGAGACUGCCCCAGUACCCGUUGCCUACACAUAAUGUUGUGGCCAGAGGAAAUGCCCCCACCGAGUUUGAAGGGAAUGUUGUUGGAUUUGAAGCAAGUCGUGAAGUCAAACUGGCAAAGGAACUUUUUCUGGAAGAUGCAAUAUCCGACCUCCCUCCUGUUGAUAAUGAUGAGAGCCGUGAUGAAAGGCCUUAUGAUCUGCAGCCACAAUCUGAAUUCCAGCGCUUCAUUCGGCUACGAAGGGAUGAAAUGCCUGGCAGCUUAUUGUUCAAUUUGGAAGUGGUAAAACACGAUUUGUAUGAUCAUCGCCCCCUGCAGCUAAAUCAGGAUGAUUACGAACGUGUUUGUCGAAUACCUAAAAAGAAGGGUGCAAACUUUAGGGACCUGCCAGGUGUCAGAGUUCGUGCUGAUAACAAAGUUGAGUGGGAUCCUGAUGUAGAAAGGGAAAAGGUGACUUCAGGGAAGCCUCUGGUUCCUGAUUAUGCUAUGACGUUUGUUAGAGGAACUUCAUCGAAGCCAUUUGGGCGAUUGUGGUGGGAUCAAACUGUGCCCACUGUUGUUACCCGUGCAGAGCCUCAUAACCAGGCAAUUUUGCAUCCGCUUCAAGAUAGAGUUCUUACAAUCCGUGAGAAUGCUCGACUGCAAGGCUUUCCUGAUUACUACAAACUUCUCGGACCAAUAAAAGAAAGAUACAUACAAGUAGGAAAUGCAGUGGCUGUGCCCGUAGCACGAGCAUUAGGAUUUUCUUUAGCUUUGGCAUUGAGAGGGUUAUCGGGAAAUGAGCCAUUACUCACACUGCCUGAGGAUUAUCCGUUGAUGAGGGAUGUUCCUGUGCCUAAUAUCGUAACGCUCUGAUUAACGAUUGCUAGUUGUUUGCAAUGUUUUGAUACUGUUUAUCUAUUUGUAGUGAUAUUUAUUUAAAACAAUCAGGAAUUCUUUUCCUGUUCGAUGUAACGUCUAUCAUGCAACAAACAAAUAUUCACUUGAGCAAAAGCGCAGUGCUUUUGUAUUUAUGACUGUAUAAUUCGCCCGUUUCUAUGUUUUGAAUUUUUAUUCUUCGGUUGUAUUUGCUGAAGUUUUUUUUUGUAUUUAUCCUCAUUGUAAAUUUGCUCAAUUGGUUUUGAAAACAAUCUAUUGUGUGUUGAUUCAUGAUUGUGAAUGGAGCUG
Erythranthe guttata (spotted monkey flower) is the source of this 3082-nucleotide messenger RNA. RefSeq names its product DNA (cytosine-5)-methyltransferase CMT3. Gene Ontology annotation, molecular function: DNA binding; chromatin binding; DNA (cytosine-5-)-methyltransferase activity. The record is from RefSeq and is a predicted model, not a curated record. Gene Ontology annotation, biological process: negative regulation of gene expression via chromosomal CpG island methylation. NCBI's taxonomy places the organism in Eukaryota, Viridiplantae, Streptophyta, Magnoliopsida, Lamiales, Phrymaceae. Gene Ontology annotation, cellular component: nucleus.